This is a messenger RNA of Tachysurus vachellii, 1010 nucleotides long. RefSeq lists its product as uncharacterized. Gene Ontology annotation, biological process: response to bacterium. The transcript is spliced from 6 exons. The coding region runs from base 121 to 792 and encodes 223 amino acids. NCBI's taxonomy places the organism in Eukaryota, Metazoa, Chordata, Actinopteri, Siluriformes, Bagridae. The record is from RefSeq and is a predicted model, not a curated record.
GUGUGUGUGUGUGUUAGAGAGAGAGUUGUUGGUGAGAGAGUAAAGGAGGUGAGGUAGUCAGAGACAGAGAUAACUCUGACACAUACAGACACAGAUAGAGCGACAGAUUCGUGAUCUGAGAUGUGCAGAAGUGUGUAUUUGCUAGUGCUGAUAUUCAGCAUCAUCAGCGGCAGUCUGAUCUCUUCAUCAGCUGUGACUCAGACUGUUAUCCCAGGAGAAAACAUCACACUGCACUGCAACAUCACCCAAAGCACUGAGGUGGUCUGGUUCUGCUCCACCACCCAGGAGCUCACCGUGAUCAUAUCAGCCACCAAAGGAAACUUGGAUAUGGAGCUACAAGUGAAUUACAACAAAGAUCCUGAUCACUUCAAGGUGCUUUUUCAAAAUGUCUCUCUGAGUCUGAUCAUCAUGGACAUCAGACAGUCUGAUACUGGCCUGUAUUACUGUGGUUCCAGGAAGGAGGGGAUUCUCUACUUUGUGAGAGGUGUCCGUCUGCAGUUUACAGAUGCAGUGAGGUACAUGUCAGGGAGUGCGCAGUGCUGGACGCCUCUCAUUGCUGUCUGUUGUUCAUUCGCUCUGAUGAUCACACUCUGUCUCAGUGUCGCCUACAAACGAGGCCUUCCUUCAUCCUGCUGCAGGAAGUGUGUGAAAGAUAAUGACUUAAAGGACACAGAUUUGCAUUAUGCAACUCUCAGACACAAUGCAACACCUCAGGCGAGAAACCUUCAACCAGCUAACUGCGACGUGACCUAUGGCAGAGUCGCCAAAAACAUCACCAAUAAUCUUAAUUAGGAUAAACAUCUGCUUUACUACUUAAGUGUGUGUGUGUGUGUGUGUGUGUGUGUGUGUGUGUGUGUGUGUGUGUGUGUGUGACAGAAGAACAAGACCAAAUAUAUUUCUCAGUAAAUACAUUUUUUUCUUUUUCAGUAUUAAUUUAUUACACUUUGCUUAUUUGCAUAUCAUUUGCAUAUUCUUAUUGUAGCUUAAACACAAUCAUAUAUGUAGCUUAA